AUGUGGCGUCGCAUCUUCUUUCACGUGACAUGUAUCAAGCCACAGUUGCCCGGUCGGACAAUGCUCUCCCGACAUCAGUUCCGACCAUUUCCUCCCAACACGGGAUCCCGUCCUUUUGAAAAGAGCUUGUGUGGAGCCUCCGAACCGGUGGACCUAGCUCCAAAGUAUCCCUACAUCAGAAGGUGCAUCUAA
Messenger RNA from Colletotrichum truncatum, 192 nucleotides. Lineage: Eukaryota; Fungi; Ascomycota; Sordariomycetes; Glomerellales; Glomerellaceae. The record is from RefSeq and is a predicted model, not a curated record.